AUGUUUGUUUGUGGAGCAAAAUGUCUCUCUCACUCUCCUCCUCCUCCAUUUCCAUCCAGAUGCUCAAACCUUUCUUCUUCUUCUCCCAACAAUUACCGACCCGCCGUUAUUCUCCCGGGGUUAGGGAACAAUUCAGGUGACUACCAGAAACUGGAAGCAACGCUGAACGAUAAGUACGGCGUGUCCACUGUGGUGGCUAAGGUAUCGAGACUUGACUGGUUCCGAAAUGCUGCUGGGUUGAUUGAUCCCAAUUACUGGCGCGGCACUCUUCAACCAAGCCCUGUCCUCGAUUGGUAUUUGAAAAGAGUUCACGAUGCUGUUGAAGAGGCCAAGGAGUUAGCACCACCAGGUUCCACUUUAUCCUUAAUUGGCCACUCAGCAGGAGGAUGGCUUGCACGCCUCUACAUGGAACAAUUUGGAGUCUCUCAUAUAUCCUUGUUAUUAACUCUUGGUACCCCUCACCUGCCAGCUCCAAAAGGUGUCUAUGGUGUUAUAGAUCAAACCAGGGGUCUCCUCGAUUAUGUUGAACAAAAUUGCUCUAAACCUGUUUACACUCCGGAACUCAAAUAUGUAUGUAUAGCAGGAAGGUAUAUUGAAGGGGCUCCACUUUUUGGAAAUUCCAAUCCAACUCUUGAGCCUGUUGUUCCUACUAAUGGUUCUCAGCUAGUUCCCGAGGUUGCUACUGUUAUGGAGGCUGCGAGCACUUCUUCUCCUAACAUAACAUUACGUGCUCGCUUUGUUGGACAAGGAUACAAGCAGGUUUGUGGGAAAGCAGAUGUAUGGGGCGAUGGUGUUGUGCCACAAGUAUCAGCUCAUCUUGAGGGUGCACUUAACAUUUCUCUUGAUGGAGUUUAUCACUCACCGGUUGGUUCAGACGAUGCAACUAGACCAUGGUAUGGUUCCCCUCAUGUGUUGGAACAAUGGAUACAACAUCUCUUUAAUUAG
This is a messenger RNA of Lathyrus sativus (Indian pea), 945 nucleotides long. The record is from the annotation of a GenBank genome assembly. Lineage: Eukaryota; Viridiplantae; Streptophyta; Magnoliopsida; Fabales; Fabaceae.